Molecule: messenger RNA, 547 nt
Organism: Drosophila arizonae
Lineage: Eukaryota; Metazoa; Arthropoda; Insecta; Diptera; Drosophilidae
Source: RefSeq, a predicted model, not a curated record
CCUUGAGUUCUCAUUCAAAACCCAGAGUUACGAUAUUAAAUUUAGUACAAGCUGAGCAGCAAAUGAUUGUUAAUAAACUGAAAAUAUGGCUGUUUUAACGACGCUUUCUCUAAAUACUAUUGAGGAAGGAGAUAUCAGCAAUGAGAAAUCAGAGCCCCCGCAUACAAAUCGUGCUAAUGGAGUCUCGAUGCGUUCCCUUAUCAAGGGUGCCAUAGUCAUAUUUACAUUUAAUGCGUUUCUACUGUGCCUGGGCUAUCUCAUUUAUCAAUAUAUAAGCGCCUUGGAUGACAAAAAGAGGACGAAGGUAGGCAAUUGGAUGUGCAGUCUGGUUGGUGUUGUCCUUAUGAUCGUAAUGUAUCGAAUGGGGGACAUGUCUAAGGGUAAUCCACAUUUUUACUACAUUUAGUUCAUACCUUUGCGAUAUCAUUUUCAAGUACAAAAUUGAUUCAUUUAAAUUCUUUUUCAAGUAAAGCUCGCAGGCUGUACAAAUUAAUUAAGUAGAACAAAUGAGAGAAAUCAUCUAAGUUUAUCAAAAUUAGUAUAAGUU